GCAGAGGCAAAAUCUAAUAUCUUCUACGACCGUCGUUUCCGUUCCGCGCCGGAUUUGCGCGCGUCUAUAUAUCUGGCACCGUCGUGUUAUGGUAUCAGGAAAGGAGUUAGUAGAAUUGGGGAACAAUCGGAGAGAAUUAUGCUGCGAUUGUGCGGAUUAUCGCGGCGGUGCAUUGGCCGUUUGCCCCAACUUCAGGCGUCUUCUUUUUCUUAUUCAAGGAGUUCCGAUAUUGCCUCCGAACCCCAAAUUUAUAUCGAGAAUUCGCGGCAUGGGUCUCCUGUUCCUGCGCUUUUGCGUGAAAAUCACCCUGAGGUUAUACCCUUCUCUUAUGCUUCCUUCUCCAAGGCCUCCGUAUUUGCUGUUGUGUCUGCUGCUGCUGUCGCCGCCGCCUCCGCCUGCACUGUUUUAAUAUCCGAUGUAGAGAAAUCGGAUGAGUCGAUUAAGAAGGUAAUUAAUAAGAUGACGCAGACAGGCGCUGCAGCCUCUGUUUUAUGCAAGUCUUUGAGGUCGUUGUUGUCUUCCGCAAACGAUGAGGUUAGAGCCGGUUUCGAACUUCGGGUGGCAGGGCUGUUAGCGGACAUUGUCGCGUCCAGCGAUAUCCGGAGAGCGGCGAUCGUUACUGCCGGUGGUGGUGCGGUGGUUGAUUGGUUGUUGGAAUCUGUAGCUGUCGCGAAGGAUAGGACUGGAGCCCAGUCUGAAUCGGCUAGGGCAUUGGCGUACUUAAUUGCUGAUCCGAAUUUGUGCGAGGCUGUUUUGGGUCGGCCUCAAGCUGUUCCAAAUCUGUUGAAGUUUAUAGUCUCUACUAAACCUCGCCGGUCGAAAAAGCAGCAAUCAAGACAUAGUUCAUUUGAUUUUUCUGAUAAAGGCAAGAGCAUGCUUGUCACUGCAAUUAUGGAUGUUGUCACUUCCAAUUGUAACAAUGUUGAGAAAUUAUCUUCUAAGCCUCUGUUGCCAAAAAUUGCUGAAGUUGGAGAUAUUGCAGCAGCUAUAGAAGUAAUUGAAGAAGGCGGGAUGUUCUUGGGCGAGCAGCAUGGGGAUGGAAUUGAUGAUGAUGAUGAUAUUGGUGGAACAGGAAUAAAGGGGAUUGGGAUCAAAGUUCUAGGAGGCACCUCAGUAAUAGGGCUUUCAAGAACUAGCAUGUUUGCUGAAGCGGAUCAUUCUGAUUCCUAUAACUCAAAUGCCGUGAAGCCUCAAAAGAGCUUAUUACUCAACAAUGAGAAUCAAAGAUCCACAGCCCAAAUGAAAUUUUCUUCUGCUGUAGUUCCUGGUCUUUGGGAUGACUUGCAUUGUGAACAUGUGGCAGUUCCAUUCGCUGCUUGGGCAUUAGCUAAUUGGGCACUGGCUUCUGACGUCAAUAGGGCUCAUAUUAAUGAAUUAGAUUGGGAUGGGCAUGCAGUUAUGAAAACACUGAUGGCACCUGAGAGGUCAGUAAAAUGGCAUGGCAGUUGGUUGGUUCAGUUGCUUCUAGAGGACCAUAAUCUGCCUUUGAAUGGUUCUGUUCCAGAUUGGGGCUCUAGUCUUCUUUCUACUAUAUCUCAAGCUAGCAAAGAUCAGGACAUAGCAUUAGCUCAAGUUGCUUUGUCGGCAUUAUUGAGUUCACUAGAAAGAAGCGGUGAAGCCAGGGAAGUAGCAGCCCAUAAGGGUCUUCAUUUGAUGAGACAAGCUGCUAAACAAACUGUCAAGGAGAAAACUGUUCAAGAAUCAUUGGCAAAAGCUUUAGAACUAAUCAGUUCCAAGGGACUGCAUAUGUCACUUGAGGAGAGUCAAAAGUGGUCUGCAAUUUUACUUUCAUGGGUAUUCGGAAAAACUUCUGACACGAUUCAUUCAGCUGCUAUAAAUAUUCUUUCUUAUGUCCUUGAUGAUUAUGGGCCAUCUUCUAUUCCCAUUUCUCAAGCAUGGUUAACUUUGAUAAUAUUGGAUAGCCUCGCACAUAGAAAGAAGGCUUUGACAGAAGAAAGUGCCAAGGUCGCCGAUGAUAAGGUUAAGACAAAGAUCGAUCUUUCUAAUGCCACUUCUGCAAGUCAAGCUGCAACACAGUUGGCAAAAUCUGUUGUUAUUUUAGCUCAGCCGCAACUGGGACGGGCCAUUCAAGGUGCCGAGGCAUCUUCAUUAGGAGAUCUCCUCUCUCUUGAACCCUUUGCUGUAUCAUUAAAGAACCUUAAGAGGGAAAAGACACAGAAGAUUACUGCUGCAGAUGCUGUAUCUGCCACUCUAAAAGGAAUCAAGGCACUUACUGAAAUAUGUACUGAUGAUCCUCUUUGUCAAGAAAAGAUAGCAGACUUUGGACUACUUUACCUUCUCAAACGGUUCUUGAUGGAAGAUGAUUACGAGCAGCUAGCUGUGCUUGAAGCAUGCGAUUCGUCACAAGCUCCUGAGGCACAAGGCAAGGUUGCAUCGUCCCCUUCUACAGUUGAUGGUUAUGAAAUUUCAAAACAGAUCCCCGACACUGCUCACAUUCGAAGGCACGUAGCACGUCUGCUUUCUAUUCUUUCUGUACUUCCAAAAGUCAAGAAGGCAAUUGUAAAAGAUAGUUCCUUGUGCAAAUGGCUUGAGGAAUGUGCUCGAGGGGAAAUUCCUGGUUGCAGAGGUGGUAAAAUUCAGAGUUAUGCCAGAGCAACAUUAUUAAAUGCAUUUUGCGCUGAUAUGGUCGAGAGUAAUGCAGAAGGAACUGGUAGUAUUGAUACCAAUUCUAUGCAAAAACAACAAUAUUGCCCACGCUAUACUGACAUGAUAUUUUUAAUUAAUCCUGAAUUACCUCAUUGGAAGUGUACAAGUCAGAAACUGUCAAACACUGUUGAAAAUGUGAAAACUGAUGGAGAUUCUAAUGAUAUGGAGAAUAGGCAAGUUUUGAGAACUUUUGAGGAUGAGUACUCAGCUACCUCUACUUCUGGAUCAGAAAAUUUGCCCGAUAUUCCUCCAUUGGAUGUUGUUUUUGUACAUGGUCUUCGUGGAGGUGCCUUCAAAACUUGGCGGGUAUCCGAGGAUAAAUCAUCAACAAAGUCUGGCCUUGUUGAAAAGAUUGAUGAAGAAGCUGGGAAACAAGGAACAUUUUGGCCUGGAGAAUGGCUCGGUGCAGACUUUCCUAAUGCCCGCAUAUUCAGUCUCAAAUACAAGACUAACCUUACACAGUGGUCUGGAGCCAGUCUUCCUCUACAGGAGGUUAGCUCAAUGCUGUUAGACAAACUCAUUGCUGCAGGCAUUGGGGAUCGACCAGUCGUAUUUGUAACACACAGCAUGGGAGGCCUGGUUGUCAAGCAAAUGUUGCACCAAGCUAAUGCGACAAAAAGGGAUAAAUUUGUCAAUAACACCGUUGGAAUUGUUUUUUAUAGUUGUCCCCAUUUCGGUAGCAAGCUUGCUGAUAUGCCCUGGAAAAUGGGUCUUGUGUUGCGCCCUGCUCCCUCUAUAGGAGAAUUGAGGAGCGGGUCACCAAGGCUAGUCGAGCUCAAUGAUUUCUUGCGCCACCGUUUCAAGAAAAAGUCAGUCGAUGUCCUCAGUUUCUGCGAGAUGAAGGUCACUCCAAUUGUUGAAGGCUAUGGAGGCUGGGCUUUUCGAAUGGAGAUUGUUCCCAUGGAGUCGGCAUAUCCCGGAUUUGGUGUGCUCGUCGCUUUAGAUUCCACGGAUCAUGUAAAUUCUUGCAAGCCAUUGAGCAAGGCUGAUCCCUCUUACAGAGAAACUCUAGAGUUCCUGGAAAGGCUCAAGUCACAAUACACCAUUGAAGAAGAGCCUGUACAGAAGUAGAUAGCCAUGAUUCUCAGCAGCUCUCGAAACUGUAAAAAGAAAGCAGAGCUCUGGUGGACACACGAUGACUAGAAAUUGAAUAUACAUUGUACAGAUUCUGUUGUUUUUUUUUUUUUGUAAUGUGCAUAUUUAAGUGUUUAUUAAUUUUAUUCUUUAUUCAUAAUCA
This is a messenger RNA of Andrographis paniculata, 3904 nucleotides long. RefSeq lists its product as uncharacterized. Lineage: Eukaryota; Viridiplantae; Streptophyta; Magnoliopsida; Lamiales; Acanthaceae. The record is from RefSeq and is a predicted model, not a curated record. The transcript is spliced from 10 exons. Bases 139 to 3738 code for a protein of 1199 amino acids.